AUGGCCCAGGUGCGGGAUUUAAUUCCUAUGCUGUUCUCCGUACUCCAGCAGCAACCGGCGGCAGUGGGCGUGGUGAUCCGUGGUUGCCGAGACGGCGAGACCAGCGGCUGCAGCCGCGUGGUUCCACUCCUCGCCGUCGUGACUGGGGUUCCAGGGGACGAGGGACCACCGGAGGUCCCCAAGUCGAAGGGGAUAGCAGCCACGGCAUCUCAGCCAUCUACACCAGCAUUCACAGCCCUGGCAGCACCCACAACCAACACCUUCGACACUGGACUCGACGUCAACAUCAAUAGCGUACAGGAGGUGUUUGAUGGAAUACCCAUGAGGUUUCAAGUUUUAAUAACAGUUUGGUGUACUAUUGAUCGGCAGAGCCCUCCAUGUCCAGAUUGGGGCCACGGCGCUCCUAUCGCCGGCAGCAGCAGCGCCCUCCAUGGUCACCUCGGCAUCUUCGGCAACGGCGGCGGCGGUCGAGCACGAGGUGCAGGGGAGGUACGGCGGCCUUCCAUGGCCACCUCUGGGGCUACGGCGGCCCUCCACGGUAACCUCUGCAGCGGCAGCGCCCUCCAUGGCCAGAUUGGGGCUGCGGCGCUCCUAUCGCCGGCAGCAGCAGCGCCCUCCAUGGCCCGAUUGGGGGCGGCGGUGGCGUCCUCCAUGGUCACCUCGGCAUCUUUGAGAAGCGGCGGCGGCGGUCGAGCACGAGGUGCAGGGGAGGUGCGGCGGCCUUCCAUGGCCACCUUUGGGGCUGCGGCGGCCCUCCACGGCAACCUCUGCAGCGGCAGCGCCCUCCAUGGCAGAUUAGUCACAUGGCGCUCCUAUCGCCCGGCGGAAGCUUAG
Miscanthus lutarioriparius is the source of this 834-nucleotide messenger RNA. Lineage: Eukaryota; Viridiplantae; Streptophyta; Magnoliopsida; Poales; Poaceae. The record is from the annotation of a GenBank genome assembly.